Quercus lobata is the source of this 2189-nucleotide messenger RNA. RefSeq names its product glutamyl-tRNA reductase 2, chloroplastic-like. Gene Ontology annotation, biological process: tetrapyrrole biosynthetic process. The record is from RefSeq and is a predicted model, not a curated record. The transcript has 3 exons. Gene Ontology annotation, molecular function: NADP binding; glutamyl-tRNA reductase (NADP+) activity. NCBI's taxonomy places the organism in Eukaryota, Viridiplantae, Streptophyta, Magnoliopsida, Fagales, Fagaceae. Bases 201 to 1829 code for a protein of 542 amino acids.
GUCAAAUCUCUCGCACCAAACGCAUGUUCCUAAUUCCUAACCCAUUCUUACUUUGAAUUUUUCUUUCUAUUCUCUCUCUCUCUCUAAAGUCUCUUUAUAUAUAAUGACUAUUCUUAUAUUAUUAUUAUGAUAUAUGAGCAUUUCGAUCUAUUCAUUCAUCGUGUCUUUCAGCUCUUUCACAUUCAUCUUCAUCUUCAUCAAUGGCGGCUGAGACUGCCUUAAUCGCUUCUCUCCUUCCAUCUCCGAUUGCCAAGAACGCAACUUUCACGUCAUUUUCUUCUUGGGCCUCUCCUUCCCAAGUUUCGAUCUUCUACAAACCCAUUAAGAUCAGCAGGUCCCUUGUUUCCCAGAGAAAAAAACCCUCUCUGAAUACUAGGUGCCAGGUUGUGUUCCCAAAUGACAACAUCGAUUCCAAGGCCUUCACUGCUUCGCCUCUCCAAUUGCUCAAGUCCUCCCCUGCUAACAGAUAUACAAAGGAAAGGAGCUGCCUUGCAGUCAUAGGGCUUAAUGUUCACACUGCAUCAGUUGAGAUACGUGAAAAACUAGCCAUCCCAGAAGCACAGUGGCCUCAAGCAAUUAGUGAGCUCUGUGCUAUGAACCAUAUUGAAGAAGCUGCUGUCCUUAGUACAUGUAACCGAAUGGAAGUAUAUGUCGUGGCUCUGUCUCAGCAUCGUGGGGUUAAAGAAGUUACUGAAUGGAUGUCAAAGAUAAGUGGGGUUCCUGUUUCUGAGCUCUGUCAGCACCAAUUUGUGUUGUAUAACAAAGAUGCCACUCAGCAUCUGUUUGAAGUAGCUGCUGGGCUUAAUUCUCUUGUUCUAGGGGAAGGUCAAAUCCUUGCUCAGGUAAAACAAGUUGUUAAAGUUGGGCAAGGAGUAUCUGGCUUUGAUAGGAAAAUCAGUGGGCUAUUCAAGCAUGCAAUCACUGUUGGAAAGCGGGUUAGAAGUGAGACGAACAUAUCAUCAGGGUCUGUUUCUGUCAGUGCUGCUGCCGUGGAGCUUGCCUUAAUGAAGCUUACAGGGUCUUCUUAUGCUACUGCCAGAGUGCUAGUGGUUGGAGCUGGAAAGAUGGGGAAACUUGUGAUUAAGCACUUGGCUGCAAAAGGGUGUAAAAACAUGGUUGUUCUGAACAGAACUGAAGAGAGAGUUGCUGCCAUUCGGGAAGAGAUCAAGGAUGUUGAAAUCAUCUACAAACCCUUAUCAGAAAUGCUAUCUUGUGCUUCAGAAGCUGAUGUAGUUUUUACCUGCACUGCAUCAGAGACCCCAUUAUUCUUGAAAGAGCAUGUAGAAAUGCUCCCCACUGUGCAACCUGAAAUUGGAAGGCGGCUUUUUAUUGAUAUCUCCGUUCCCAGGAAUGUGGAACAGAGUGUCUCAGAACUUAAGACUGCAGUUGUGUACAAUGUGGAUGACCUCAAGGAAGUUGUAGAAGCUAACAAGGAGGAUAGACUGCGAAAAGCUACGGAGGCUCAGACAAUAAUACUGGAGGAAUUGAAUAAAUUUGAAGCUUGGAAAGAUUCCCUUGAGACUGUUCCCACCAUCAAGAGAUUAAAAGGCAACUUUGAAAGGAUCAGGGAUGCCGAGCUUAAUAAGUGUUUAUCAAAGAUAGGUGAUAAUAUCUCUGAGAAGAAUAAAAAAGCUAUUUAUGAUCUUAGUGUGGCUUUAGUAAAAAAGCUUCUUCGUGGUCCAAUGGAGAACUUGAGAUGUGAUGAUGCACGUACUCUGGAUGAGAUACUUGAGAAUAUGCGUGCUCUUAAUAGGAUGUUUGACCUCGAGACAGAUAAGUCUGUGUUGGAACAGAAGAUUCGAGCCAAGGUGGAACAGACCCGGAAAUAAGUGUUUCAUAACAUGUUUCUCCUACUCCAAUUAGACCAUUCUUUAGAAAUCAGAGGGACCUUCUUGGCCAUGUUGUUGCUGUACAUUUCAGAUAGAAAUAGGUGGUCACUUUGGAGGCUUUUCUUUUUAUUCAUACUGUACUUCACUCAGGGAAUUUUUUUUUUUUUUUUUUUUUUUUUUCUAUGCUGCAUAGAUAGUAAUAGGUAUCCGGCAUAGUAGAAACCAACCUGAAAUGCUGAUGUGAGCUUGGUCUGGCUAUCAGAUAAUUGUCCUGAUAGCUGACUGAAUGAUUCUUUGUAAUUAACCCACUGAUUAUAUCAAUUUUUGAAAUGCCAAUCAUUCAAUUUUUCCCCUGUUUAA